AUGAAGGCGAGCAGUCCCAAGAAACUAGCCACGUGGCUUGUCUUGCUAGCGUGCCUAGUGUGGCGGAGUGCCGCAUUUCAGCUCUCUCCUCCCAACUCGGACGCAAAUGAUCUGGAGGUGGGCGAUCCAGGUGCGGCCCCUGAGAACGUUGCCGGGGAGCCUCGAAUCGGAGAGAAUUCAGAUUUCCCUGAACCCAGGGACGAGGGUGUGACAGACCUUAGAGGAGGAGAGGGAGUUGCCCCACGGACUCCGUCAACCACCAGGACGCAUACACGUGGAGGUGUUGUCAGCAGAUGGUUUCGGAGACUUCGGCGGGGAAGAGACCUGACAGACGGCGAGGAAUCUGCUGACGAAAGCCUACCGACGCCUCGCGCUUCACUUCGGAAGAGACUUGGUCAGCACUGGCGCAGAGUGAGAGCGUUUUUCAAAGGCAUGACGCCUCCGUGGCUCUCUGGCCUGCCUCGCCGAAUCCGAACGUGGUGGUCGAGACAGCCUGAUCCCUCUUUUCACGGCGUGGAGCCUGGGUCUUGGUUCAUACGCCAGAUCCUGCAGGACGAACAAGAGACAAUUGACUACGUCCGUCGUGAAAUGUUUCAACGCCAUACGUUGCAAGUUAGAGCUGUGUCGGCGGCUCUGUGGCGGGGGGAUGCUGCCACAACCGUGGUUUCGCUUUUGAACCAGGGAGCAAGGACGCUGAAAGUGGUGGAGCCUCUUGGAAGAAGUGAUCGGUCCGUCGUGUACCGGGUGCAAGAUGUGGAGACAAACGAGCCGCUGGCUCUAAAGGUCUUCACUCUGCCGAGCGAGGCUUCCCGAUUGGAACUGGAGCGCCUGCGUGACCAAGAGUUUGCGUACCAGAAGUUGAUUGCCCAGAGCCCAGAGCAGGCAGGGGACGUAUGUAGGCUGUUGCUUUCCUACGAUGCUGUGGCAGUUCAAGGGCAGCCCCCAUUCGGGGAACUGAGUCCAGGACAGAGCAUCUAUUCAGUCCGCAACUAUUUCCUUGUCAUGCCUGCGGCGGUGAUGAAUCUUGAAAUAUUCCACAAAGCCAUGGAUAUCAAUGUUACGUUCCUCCCGGCUGCACGUGAGGAGUACGUGUGUAAGCAAAUUCUGGUGGAAUUGAUAAGGGUGGCAGCAAACCUUCAGGCCCGAGGACUUGUCCACGGGCGUAUCACAUCACAACAUACACUUUUUAUGCCGGAUGGCCGAUUGAUGCUGGGUGGUACAACAGCGUUGAGGAGGGCGGGAACAUACGGACCGGUGUCGAUGGUGCCAGCCACACAUGCGCCUCCCGAGUUCUUCUCGAAAAAAAACAGAGCGACGGCAAAAUACACACACGGUCUCGAUGCAUGGCAGGUAGGCCUCGUUGCCUUCCGGAUAUGGUGCAGAUAUUUGCCUUUUGGACUUGCGACACCGGGAUUUAACAGCGCAUGGACACGGCCGAGUAUGGGCGUUCCGGGACCGACUACCAUUGAUUUCGGGCAUUGUGUCCCAAUGUCUGAGGCCGUCCAGCGUCUUAUCAUUGGUUUCCUUCAGUUGCAGAGCCGAAAACGCCUGCUGCCUAUGUCAGCUAUUCAGACACCAGAGUUCCGCCAGCUCCAACUCGAGAUAUCCAGCAGGCUCUCCCAGGCACAAGGACCCGCCGCCGCGACGUAA
This is a messenger RNA of Neospora caninum, 1650 nucleotides long. RefSeq lists its product as uncharacterized. Gene Ontology annotation, molecular function: protein kinase activity; ATP binding. Gene Ontology annotation, biological process: protein phosphorylation. The transcript has a single exon. Bases 1 to 1650 code for a protein of 549 amino acids. The record is from RefSeq and is a predicted model, not a curated record. Lineage: Eukaryota; Apicomplexa; Conoidasida; Eucoccidiorida; Sarcocystidae.